Molecule: messenger RNA, 14873 nt
Organism: Osmerus eperlanus (European smelt)
Lineage: Eukaryota; Metazoa; Chordata; Actinopteri; Osmeriformes; Osmeridae
Gene: vps13d
Product: vacuolar protein sorting 13 homolog D
Exons: 70
Coding region: 247-13509 (4420 amino acids)
Biological process (GO): mitochondrion organization; protein targeting to vacuole; protein retention in Golgi apparatus
Cellular component (GO): extrinsic component of membrane
Molecular function (GO): protein binding
Source: RefSeq, a predicted model, not a curated record
UUCUGAGGUACGAGGAAGUGCACGCCUCUGUUAUUUUCUACGCUCGCGACACUGACAUGUAACUAUGGGAGAAGUAUGACUGGAGAAUAAAUUAGCAUCAUGGAUAUCGGCACAAGUACCAAGCAUACUUUUUAAUCGUGUUGAGGCUUUCAUUGGAAGACUCAAGAUCCUUUCAUCCAAUUAUCCCUCCCACACCUUCCCUGCUGAGCCCCAACGCCCCCCAUUUCCCCUCCCCGAGCCCUCAGAAUGUUGGAGGGACUUGUUGCCUGGGUUCUCAACACAUACCUAGGAAGAUAUGUCAGCAACCUAAAUACCGACCAGCUUUCCAUCGCCUUAUUGAAAGGGGCGGUGGAGCUGGAAAACCUCCCCCUGAGAAAAGAUGCCCUUAGAGAGUUUGAUCUACCCUUUGAGGUCAAAGCUGGCUUUAUUGGGAAGAUCACACUCCAGAUCCCCUUCUACCGACCCCACAGUGACCCCUGGGUCAUCUCAAUGUCCCAGCUCAAUCUGAUCAUCGGCCCUGCACUCCCCCAGGAGUACGAUGAAGAGAAGGAGCGGGAGGAGGAGAGGGAGCGCAAGAAACUAUUGCUAAAAGCCCUAGAAGACAAAUGGAAGAGUGAGUGUGAGCAAAGAGGAGAGUCGUACUGGUACUCAGUCACUGCCUCUGUGGUCACCAGGAUAGUAGAAAACAUUGAGCUGAAGAUACAAGGUGUCCACUUACGAUUUGAGGACAACUUCUCUAAUCCAGAAAAGCCCUUUUGCUUUGGUGUUUGUAUUAACAAUGUGUCUGCUCAAAACUCAUCCAAAGAACCGACUCAGAAACUGUUACGUCAAAAGCAGCUGGAGAUUGAAGAAUUCAGUGUCUACUGGGACACCGAGUCUAGCAUGUUGGGAGCCCUCCCUACUAGUGAAAUUCAGGAGGCCAUGACUAAAUGCAUGCAGAGCCGGGAGCACCAGUAUAUCUUUGAGCCUGUGUGUGCCUCAGUGCUGCUGCGGAGGAAUGCCUCCAAGGAGCCUCUGAGGUCUCGCCACACGCCUCGCAUCGAGGGCCAGGUCCAGCUAGAGCCUCUGUCCCUACGUCUUUCACAGGUCCAGUAUCAGCAGAUCAUGGCCUUCCUCAAAGAGCUGGACCGCAGGGAGAGGGAGAUGCUUUUUCGCAAGUGGAGACCCAAAGUUCCAGUCUCCGGAAACUGCAGACAGUGGUGGACAUUUGCAAUCCAUGCCAACCUGAGUGAGAUCAGGGAGCUCAGGCGGAGGAGGAACUGGGACUUUGCCCUGCAGCGUGCGCGGGAUGCACAAGUCUACACCAACCUCUACUUCCAGAGACUAAAGGGGGCGCCCCUUGACCCACAUGAAGAGUGUGAGUUGGAUAGAGUGGAAGAGGAGCAGACUUUGGAGGAGUUGCAGAGUCUAAGAGGAGUAGUUCAUGACUGCUUCCGCAAGCAGGAGGAGAUCGCAGAGAAUGUACGAGAACCCAUCUCUGACCCCCCACCCUGCUCUCCCACUGGCUCAGUUCCUAAGAGUGGGAGCUCAGGGAUGAUCCAGUACCUGCAGUCAUGGUUCCCUGGUUGGGGAGGUUGGUACGGAGACACGCAGGGCCCAGAGAGGGGCUCUGAUGAGCUUUUACCAGGCCCCGCCACAUGGGACAUCCUUGCAGAUACAGAGGACCUAUUUGAUCCCCUUGAAGACUCCCAGACACUGAACACCUUCACCAGGAGGGACCACCUGUUUGCCCGGCUGGAGUUCCUGCUGGAGAAAGGUUCAGUCACACUGUUCCACCAGGACAGGAGGGCAGGCACGCUCCAGGAGAGUGGAGUCAUCCAGCUGGAGUUCUCUGGGGUCAAAGUGGGAGUGGAAUCUCUGCCUCGCUCAGAGACCUCUCUGUUCUCUGUUAAGCUGGGUGGGCUGUUCCUGAGAGACCUCACCACCCAGGGCUCUAUCUUUCCUGUGCUAGUUUCCCCCAAACCGAACAGAGUUGCCAUAAAUCAACCUUUUGGGCAGCCCUACAGUGCAGAUACAAACAGCUCAGGCCCUGAAUCAUCAGCACCUCCUGUGUUUGAAAUGAUCUAUGAGCGCAACCCUGCGAGAAGUUCUUUUGAGAGGAGACUGGAUGUGAAAACCAGCCCACUCAACAUAAUCUAUAACCCCCAAGCCAUCAAGAAAGUGACUGAUUUCUUCUACAAAGGAAGGGUCCAUACUUCAGGCUUUGGGUACCAGUCUGAGCUGGAGCUGAAGGUAGCAGAAGCGGCCAGGAGGCAGUACAACAAGCUGAAAAUGCAGACCAAGGCAGAGAUCAGACAAACUAUCGACCAGCUGCUGGUUGGAGAGUUCAUUGAGAAUAGUAAGCGCUGGACCAUGAAGCUGGACAUCUGUGCACCCCAAGUUAUAUUUCCUGAUGACUUUCAAUCCGAGGACCCCAUGCUAGUUGUGGUUGAUCUGGGCCGCAUUCUUCUCACUAACUCUCAAGAGGACACAAAAGCCAAGUCCAAGAUCUCUCAGCCAGAGGGAGAGGAGCUGAGUGACGAAGAGUACCAGACUCCACUGGCCACACCUCCAGAGUCUCCAGCCCCUGAAUUUGAGACCAUGUCCAAAGACCACACUAAGAGCCAUGAACUCCCCAGCUUUAAGUCCCCUGAGGGCGCUCAGGCCUUCUGCAGAAACCUGUAUGAAAAGUAUUCCCUAUCUUUCAAAGACUUGCAGAUCAUGGUAGGUCGAUACAAAGACAACUGGAAGCACCUCCAGGAGAGUGAAGUUGGGCCCACUCAUGUGGUAGAGAAGUUCAAUGUGCUGUUGCAGCUGGAGCAGAGGCUGCGUUACACCUCGGAUCCCCAGCUCCCCGGGGCUGUCCUCUCAGGCACUCUACCAGACCUGAAGGUACACAUCAACCUGGAGAAGAUGACUGCACUCAGGAGCUGCCUAGCCCGGCUUAGCACUCCUGCAGAUGGAGAGGAAAUCGAGGGAAAAGGCCAGAGUGUCAAAUCCCCAGACCCCUUGACACUGCGCCAUGAGAAGAUCUUUCAAAGAGAAGACAGCCAGUGGAAACUCCAGGGCUCAGCUAAAAACCUGACCCAGAGUGUUAUGACCCUGGAGCAGCACACACGAGAAGUCCUGGUGGAGUCUCGGCUCCUCCUGGCCGAGUUCAACAUUAAUUACAUGCAGCUGGGCGUGGAGAGCAACGGACGCUACAUCUCAGUCCUUAAGGUCUUUGGCACCAAUGCCCACUUUGUGAAGCGGCCUUAUGAUGCUGAGGUUUCUCUAACUGUUCAUGGACUCUUGCUGGUGGACACGUUACAGACCUAUGGCUCUGACUUUGACCUCUUGGUGGCCUCUCACAAACACCUCAGCUUUGAUGUGCCCACAGGCAGCCUCCGUCAAAGCCAACCUUCCUCCCCCACCUCGCCUCAGGGAAGAUCCCCUGAGCACCCAUCCUUUCAUCGUGGCUCAUCCUCUGGGAUGCUCUUUGACAAAAUCUCUCCCUUCAGCUCCUUCCUCAGGGACCAGGAAGCCCUAAUCAGGCUGGAGUACCAGUUUGUCAGUUCUGACUGCCCUUCCAUGAACUUGGACAGCUCGCUCCAAGUAACCACCCUGCAGGUCAACAACCUGGACAUCAUCCUCAACCCAGAAACCAUGGUGGAGCUAUUGAAGUUCUUACAGCAGUCUUUCCCAAAGGAGGAAUCUACCUGGACUCCAUCAACUCAGCAGCCCUCUCCAUUACCUUCAGGUGAGGACCAGGAUGAGACCUUCCAGUCCACCUACGAUCAGAACAAAGAGCUAACGGUGGAGAUCCAUCGGCUCAACCUACUACUCCUUCGUACCGUGGCCACAGGGACUGUCCUUGGCAGGGAAAAGAAAGGUAUAAAGAUAGCUACUGCCAGCAUUAAUGGCACCAAGGUCAAUGUGUCCAUGGGCAGCCGUCUGGAUGUUAAUGGUUCGCUAGGGUCCAUGCAGCUGGUUGACCUUACUCAGGAAGGAGGGAGGAGUCAGUUUGUGGUCAGCAUUGGGAAUGUAGAGGAAGAUUCUUCAGUUGGAGGGGUAGCCUUCUUUGCAGGUGCUGGAAGUUCCCCUUCGGAGGCCUUGAACUUUCGCCUCAUGGAGAAGUCUCAAGGAGAGUGCUCUUUACAGCUUCAGAUGGCAUCCUUACACUACAACCAUUCUGCCAAGUUCCUGAAAGAGCUCAGUCUGUCUGCCAAUGAGGUGGAGGACAACUUCAGAUCUAUGCUGAAAACAGCUGCUACUAAAGUGUCCACAGUGCUGGCCACCAAGACUGCAGAAUACAGUGGGAUGGUUUCUCUUUUUGAGACGCCCUCCAGGAGAUCUCGGACUCAGAGCCAAAGUGGACCUAACUGGACCUAUCCCUUUGAGGAUGAGGAGGAUCUCACUAUACAGGAGGAAGAACCCACUUUAGACUCAUUCAUGGUGAAACUGACCCUGAACGUCAGCAUUGACUCACCUGUCGUAUCCAUCCCUCGUAAACCUGGUCACCCCGAACUUCUGGUUGGUCAUUUAGGAAGUAUAACCAUACAGAACUUUGUGACUGGGCAGGAGUCUCAAGGUGAGAGGUUACAGGUGUUGGUAAAGGAUAUUCGACUCUACUCACUCAAUACAAGUCACCUUGUUUUACGAAAGCCAACCAGAAAUGACAGCAGUGCUGGCUCCAGCAUGUCCCCUUCCCAUAAUAGCAAUGCUAAUCAGGAGGAGCCACAGUUUACCCGCCAUGACUUCUUUGAAUCUCUAAGCCGUGGAAAAGCCUUUCAUAUUCUGAAAGACACAACUAUUCAGUUUACCUUGGAGAAAGUCUCUAUCGAUGAGGAAGAUACCCAGUUCCCCUUUUUAACUACGGAGGAACCUUAUCAAAGUACAGGACUACUCAGAGUUGAAGGCAAAUUUGUUAACCCAGUUCAGGUGUUCCUGGCCAAGCCUGUGUACGAGCAGGUGUUACAGACCUUGGACAACCUCUCUCUCAUUGAAGAACAUCGAGUGACUCCCAGUCAGCCUCCCACCCCGCCACCCCCCACCCCUUCCUCCACCAAACCCCACCGCUUUCCAGACCCCCAGGGAGGACUCUUUGCCCGGGACCCACCCCACAUUAGCCUCUCCUAUUCCUCCUUGUCAAACUCGCUCUCAGCUCCCAAGCCCUUGCAGGCCCACAGCCCCCCAUUCCAGCCACCUUCCUUCACUCAGGUGCACGCCACCUUUCGGGUGGCAGAACUUCAGGUGCAGCUCAGUGCUGACCUCACCCAGGGCUCUCAGGGACUUGUCAGCUUACGCUUCCAAGACCUGGAAGGUGACUUCACUAAGGAUCACCCCCAUUCCCUGUCUGUCCAGCUGACAUUGCGCUCCCUGCAGAUGGAGGACCUCCUGGAACAGAACCCAGAGUCCAAGUACAAACAUCUGAUGAUAUCCCGUGGUGCCCCAAAGCCCUCCACAUUUAGCCCUAAGGAGUAUCUGUCUCAGAGCUGCCCCUCUUCCUCCAAUGCCUUGUACCCAGAAAUGCCCCGCUCCCUGCCUGCUCACAUGGAGGAGGCUCAGAAUGUCUUCCAGCUCUACCAGAGGCAUCCCAGUACCCCGUCUGCCAGCAGCCGCAAGAGCAAGAAAGACCCUGCCUGCCCCAGCACUCCUCCACCAUCCCCCACAAGACAAAGCCCUUCCCCACAACCCACCCCAGACUUUGAUGACUCACUGGUGCACAUCAAUGUGCUACUGGUGGACAGACGGCAUCCAGAGUUCAAGACCCGCUAUGGCAGCAUUGGGCGAAGUGUGGAUGUUGACUUUAACUGCCUAGACGUGCUGAUCACGCUGCAGACCUGGGUGGUCAUUCUGGACUUCUUUGGCAUCGGCUCCACUGCCAACAACCACGCGGUCAAGGUGCCCACCAUGUCCCCCCAGCCCAUGCCAGGGCAUCCUCUGUACCAACCUGGACCACAUGACUUGGGAGACAUGUACCCAGACAUUGUGGAAGAGGAGGUGGAGGUGGUCAAUACCAAACUCGAUCUAAAGGUACAUUCCCUGUCUCUUGUUCUAAACAAGAAGACCAACGAACUUGCUAAAGCGAGUGUGUCCAAACUAUCAGCUCACCUAGAAAUGCUUGAGGGUGACCUGGGGUUGCAGGGGAGUCUGGGUAGCUUGUCUCUGAGUGACCUGACCCCACAUGGUGACCUCUACAGGGAGCGCUUCACCACAAGAGGUGGAGAGGCUCUCGUUUUUAACAUCCACAAGUAUGGACAGCCUGAUCCCGACCUGGAGAGGGAAUGUGACAUCAAGGUGUCCUUACAGAUGGCCUCUGUCCAGUAUGUCCACACACAGCGCUUCCAGGCAGAGGUGGUGGCCUUUAUCCAGCACUUCACCCAGCUGCAGGACGUCCUUGGCAGGCAGAGGGCGGCAAUGGAGGGCCAGGCUGUCCGUGAGCGGCCCCAGAGAGCGUCCCGUGUGCUGCUGGACAUCGAGGCGGGCGCCCCUGUGCUUCUAAUCCCUGAGAGCUCCCGCUCACCACGCCUCAUCGUGGCCAACCUGGGCCAGCUGCGCGUGCGCAACUCCUUCCUGCCUGCAGGCACCCAUGGUACCUUCUCACUCAGAGACAAGGACCGUGUGAGCAGCGCCCAGCCACAGAGCUCAGCAGCCAAGAGCAGUGAGGAGGAGCCUGCUGAGAAGACUAAAGCCCCCGGCCCCUCCGCCUCCUCCGGCCCCUCCGCCUCCUCCACCACAUCCUCAGGGUUCACCCUGGACCGGCCCCAGCCCCCUGCUGCUGGGAGGAUCCCUGAGGAGGACACGUCCCUCUACCUGGUGGAGGACCAUGUGUGCCUGCUGGACUGUAUAGCCCUGGACCUGCAGGAGAUGGACAUCUUUGCUGCGGAGCGUCUGCCCUGCCAGCCGUGGGACAGUGCUGGGAAGCAGCCGGACUCUGACCUGGUCUUCCCAUCUUACUCUGUGCGGCGCACCGGAGACAACCUACUCAAGGAGCGCUGCCGCCUGAAGCUCAAGGUGGAGCGCAACCUAGACAAGGAGCUAAGUCACGCCGUGCCAGACAUGUCCAUUCACGGCAGCCUGUCGUCCGUCCACUGCUCCCUGGACCUGGAGCGCUACCAGCUGAUCAGAGGGCUCCUGGAUAACAACCUGGGGGAACCUGUAGAGGAGUUCCUCCGCCCAUACAACCUGCAGGACCCCAGCAGCUAUACGGUGUUGAGUGGUGAUGUGUACACCAGCCUGUCUCUCCUUGUUGACAUGAUGAAUGUCAGUCUGGAGCUGUUCGACAAGCCGAACGCUAGCGCCCAGAAAUGCUCACUAGCCAGGUUUGACUUCAUGAAAUCCAAGCUGCUGUUUGAGAGUUUCUCAAACGGGUCCAAGUCUGUCAACCUGGUGUCUCACUCCCUGUUGGCAUACGACACUCGCUACACUGGAGCUAACACGGGCGCGGGCACCAGGACCAAGCACAAUGUCUUUGACUGCAUCCUCCAGCCUUCAAAGACAGGCACCAACCGGGCAUCACUGCAGCUUGAGCUGCAUUACAGAUCCACACGGGACUCCUCCUGUUUCACCGUGGUGCUCAACAACUUGAGGGUCUUCCUCAUUUUUGAUUGGCUCCAGCUGGUACGUGACUUCCUGCGGAUGCCCGCGGAGGAUGGGGCAGGCGCCCCGCCCCGCCAGCGCUGGCCCAGCGGCAACAGCGACCCCGGUACCGCCGGGGCAGUCAUGCCCAAGACGGUGAAGAGUGGGGUGGUUACCAAGAGGUCCACAGUGACGGUCACCCAGGACCGCUACCUAGAGGUCAAGGUCAACGUGACAGGCACAGAGUUUGUGGUGGUAGAGGACUCGUCUUGUCUGGACACCAGUGCCAUCAUUCUGAAGGGCACCACCGUUCUCACGUAUAAGCCUCGUCUUCUGGACCGCCCCUUCUCUGGCAGCCUGGCCGGCAUCGAGGUGUUCUCCUGUUGUUUGGGCAGCGAGCAGGAGACAGCCCUGUCCAUCAUCGACCCUGUCAACAUCCAGGUGGAGCUGUGUGGAAGCCCCACCUACCAGAGCAGCUCCGGCCUGCUGGACGCCUUCAACAUGGAGGACUUCCCCCCUCUGCUGGAGAUCCAGUUCCCUGCUCUGGACAUCCGUCUGUCUUACAAUGACGUCCAGCUCUUCCUGGCUAUCGCCAAAUCCAUCCCUACCUCGGGCGCUCCCGAGCCCAGCGAUGCUGCAGACGGUGCCUAUGCAGGCACCUCAGUGGCCAGCCUGGAGCCCACCAGCAGCCUGAAGGACAGCUUCAGACACAAGACUGAGGCUCUGCUAGAGGGCCAGCUGACACGGUUGCAGGAUCUAGGCUUCAGGAAGGAUGACUGCAAGAGAGCCCUUGUCCACUGCAAAGGCCAGCUGGACCAGGCUGCCACCUGGCUGCUGGAGAAUGCAGAGACCAUGGCGGGUCACCCCAGGGCCAGGACAGACUCAGACUCUGCCAGCCACUCUUCCACCCCUCUCUCUGGGGUCGAGGUCAAAGCAGAGAGCGUGUGUAUCUGCUUCAUCGACGACUGUCUGGACUGUGACAUCCCUCUGGCUGAGGUGACCUUCUCACGGUUGUAUGUGCUUCAGCGGAUCGGCUCCACCCAGGAGGGCAACGCCAGCUUCACUCUGUCCGGAGACUACUACAACAGAGAACUCUCUGGUUGGGAGCCCUUCAUCGAGCCGUGGCCCUGCUUCAUCAACUGGCAGCAGCAGGCCGCUGGCCGCCUUCACCCGCCACGCCUCAAGAUGGCCGUCCGAGCCAAGCAGAGGCUGGACAUCAACAUCACCUCCGUCCUCUUGGAGCAGUACAGCACCACCAAGAGUUCCUGGUUGGCAGACUACUGUAAGGAGGAAGAGCAGGCUCCGCAGAGCUCUGCAGCCCUGCCUUGGAUGGGCUCCUCAGUCGACCCCCCCUGCUUCGCACAAAGUGUCCCUCUUUCCCACCUUAGAACUAGGAGCACUGCCAGCUUGACCUGCCUUGAGCAGCAGAUCCACACCAGAGCGGACGUGAAGCUGUCCAAGCGCAGGCAGCCCUUCGUGCCCUACGCCCUGCGGAACCUCACAGGAUGUACCAUGUGGUUCGCCACGCUCACCACCACCCCCACCAGGGUGGCGCUGUCUCACAGUGGCAGUGCAGACUCCAUCUCAGACGUGCACGGGCCAGGAACAGACGACACCCACAACGUCAGCCAGUGGCGAGAGGUGCUGCCAGGGGAGGAGAUCCCCUUUGAGUUUGAGGCCCGCGAAAAACUCAGGCACAGACACACUCAUGAGCUGAAGCUGCAUCAGUUGCUGGUGCGUGUUGGUGGCUGGGAGCAGGUCAAACCCGUGUCUGUGGAUAAAGUUGGAGUGUUCUUCCGCUAUGCAGCGCCAGAUCGCAACAAUCCCUCUAACACUGUUGGAAGCCCUAUCAGCAGGACCAACAUCAUACACCCACAUGUCUAUUUCUCUGCCCUGCCGCCUGUCAGAGUGGUGUUCUCCAUCACCAUGGAGGGCAGCGCCAGGAAAGUGAUCACUGUCCGCUCUGCCCUCAUGGUCAAGAACCGCCUGGAGGUGCCCAUGGAGGUCCGUCUGGACAGCCCCUCCGCCCCAGACAAACCGGUAGUGCUGCCCCCCAUCCUUCCAGGCGAGGCCCUGGCAGUGCCCCUGCACCUGACCUCCUGGAGGCUGCAGGCCCGGCCCAAAGGCCUGGGCCUCUUCUUCUGUAAGGUGCCCAUCCACUGGACCAGUGUGGAGAGGCCCGGGGAAAUCAACAGCAGCAAGAGAGAGUGCCAUUCCGCAGACUUUGAGGACCACCUCAAACGCAGCUUCAGGUUUUGUGUGGUGAUCAAGAAAGAGAACUACCCGGACCAGCAGCCUGCUAAGACCGUGUCAGGCAGUGCCAAGCAGAUCUACCGCCAGCCUGGCCACACCAUCUACCUGCUGCCCACCUUGGUACUGGCCAACCUGAUGCCCUGCGACCUCAACUACUACAUCAAGGGCACGUCCAUCAAGGGCUCUCUGAAACCUGGCAAGGAGGCCGUGCUGCAUGCUGCAGACACCUCCCAGAACAUGGAGCUAGGAGUGUUGCUGGAGAACUUUCCGGUGUGUAAGGAGCUUCUGAUUCCUCCCGGCACGCAGAACUACGUGGUGCGGAUGCGGCUGUACGACGCCAACAAGCGUCUGCUGUGCCUCACCAUUCGCAUCAUCCUACGGGCACAGGGCGCUCUCAAGAUCCUCAUCUCCUCCCCCUACUGGCUCAUCAACAAGACCGGCUUGCCGUUGAUAUUCCGCCAGGACAACGGGAAAACAGAUGCCGCUGGCCAGUUUGAGGAGCAUGAGUUGGCACGGAGCCUCAGCCCACUUCUGUUCUGUUACACUGACAAGGAGCAGCCGGCCAUGUGCACGAUGCGGAUUGGUAAGGGCAUCCAUCCAGACGGGGUUCCUGGUUGGUGUCAGGGCUUUUCUCUGGACGGAGGUAGUGGAGUCAGAGCGGUGAAGGUCAUCCAGCAUGGGAACAGGCCAGGACUCAUCUACAACAUAGGCAUCAACGUCCGCAAAGGGAAGGGCCGCUACAGAGACACCCACAUCGUGACCUUUGCCCCCCGUUACCUGUUGGACAACCGCUCUACGCACAAACUGGCCUUCUCACAGAGAGAGUUUGCAAGGGGAAAGGGCACAGCCAACCCUGAGGGCUACAUCUCCACCCUGCCGGGCUCCAGCGUGGUCUUCCACUGGCCCAGGAACGACUACGACCAGCUGCUGUGCGUCCGCCUCAUGGACACGCCCGACUGCACCUGGUCUGGAGGGUUCGAGGUCAACAAGCCCAAGUCCUUCCAUGUCAACAUGAGGGACACACUGGGGAACUGUUUCUUCCUGCGGGCUGAAAUCACACUGAAAGGCGCCACCUAUCAGAUCUCCUUCAGCGACACCGACCAACUUCCUCCCCCGUUCAGGAUCGACAACAUAUCAGAGGUGCCCAUCCAGUUCUGGCAGCAUGGGGUGGUUGACAUCCGUCUGCACACCGAGGUGAAGGCAGGUUCCAUGUUGGACUUUGCCUGUGAUGAGCCCACUCUGCCCCCCUACCUCACCCUCAUUGUUAAGGGGGCAGGCUCCUCGGAGGUCACUGCCGAUAUGAACUUCUUCCGGGAGUACAACAAGCUCUACUACGAGAACUUCAUCUACAUCGCUGCUACACACACCUUCUCCCAAGACGCUGGGAAGAGGCCUGUGGGGAAGAAGCGCCUGGUGAGCUGUGCUGAGCUGGUGCUGGAUGUGGAGCCCAAGACCCAGCGAGUCAUCCUCAAGAAAAAGGAGCCAGGGAAGCGGUCCCAGUUGUGGAGGAUGACCGGCACAGGGAUGCUGUGCCACGAAGGCUCCUCCCCUCCCCAGAGCAAGCCUGCCCAGCCCCGCCCCCUGGACUCGUCCCUGGUGCUGGACAUUGCUGGACUGGCAGCCGUCACUGACAACAGCUUUGAGCCGUUGAUGCUGAGGAGGCCAGACCCACGUCGCAGCACCACCCAGACAUGGCACUUCAGCUCCAGCAUGCUGACCUGUGGCCUCCCCCGGCUGGUGGUUCAGGCUAAGGGUGGUGUGGAGGGACUAUUUGAUGGGGCGGAGGUGGUCCUGGGGCCAGAUUCAGCUCAGAACCAGGUCCUGAUGGAGCCAGGUCCUGAGCAGCAGUUCAUCAACCAGAAGAUGAGACCAGGUUCUGGGGUCCUCUCUGUCCAGGUGCUGCCUGACGGACCCACACGAGUUCUGCAGAUCAGUGACUUUAACCAGAGGCGGAUGAACCGAACCUCCCCAAGCACUGAGGAAGACCAGAAUAAAGACCCCGUUCAGAAGAAGGACCCUGAGCAGGAGCUAGAGGUGUUGGUGAACCUGGAGGAGGGCGUGGGUCUGUCCCUGGUCAACAAGCUGCCGGAGGAGCUGGUGUUCACCACUCUGUCGGGCAUCGACAUCCACUUCACCCGCACGGCCACCAACGAGGUCCUGGAGCUCAGCGUUCAGAACAUCCAGGUGGAUAACCAGCUCCUGGGCACCACUCAGCCGGUGAUGCUGUGUGUGAGCCCUGGCUCCAGUGAGAGCAGCAUUGUUGAUACUGGCUCCGCCCUGCAGAUCAACUCAGUCAAGGUUCCUAGCAAUCUCAUGCUAACCGACCUCUUCAAGCACCUGAUGGUCACUGCCCGCCGCUUCACCGUCAUCAUCGAGGAGAAACUCCUGCUCAAACUGCUGAGCUUCUUCGGUUAUGGACACACAGAAGCAGAGCUUGAGAAGCUGGACGAGAACCUGUAUGAGCGGGUCAGCGAGGAGGCGGGAGCUCCUAAGCGAUACUACUUUGAGAACCUGAAGAUCAGCCUUCCUCAGGUCAAGCUGAGCGUGUUCACCUCACACAAGCUCCCCCCAGACCUCAAGGCUCUCAAAAGCACCCUGGGAAUUCCACUCAUCCGCUUUGAGGACGCCGUCAUCAACAUGUAUCCCUUCACACGCGUGCACCCCUACGAGACCCAGGAAAUCAUCCUCAAUGACAUCCUCAAGCACUUCCGGGAGGAGCUGAUCAGCCAGGCGGCUCAGAUCCUGGGCUCCGUGGACUUCCUCGGUAACCCCAUGGGGCUCCUUAACGACGUCAGCGAGGGCGUGUCUGAGCUCAUCAAGUAUGGCAACGUGGGCGGUCUCAUCCGCAACGUCACCCACGGCGUGUCCAACUCUGCAGCUAAGUUUGCUGGAACCCUGUCAGACGGGCUGGGAAAGACCAUGGACAACCGGCACCAGAGUGAACGAGAGUACAUCCGUUACCAUGGUGCUACCAGCGGGGAACACCUGGUGGCGGGGAUUCACGGCCUGGCUCACGGUAUCAUCGGCGGUCUGACCAGUGUCAUCACAUCCACGGUGGAGGGGGUGAAGACUGAGGGCGGGGUCAGCGGUUUCUUCUCAGGCCUGGGCAAAGGACUGGUCGGCACGGUAACCAAACCAGUGGCGGGAGCGCUGGACUUUGCCUCAGAGACGGCACAGACGGUUCGUGACAUGGCCAGCCUCAGUAACCACAGGCUCAGUGUCCAGCGUGUCAGGAAGCCCCGCUGCUGUAAGGGACCCCAGGGCCUGCUCCCUCGCUUCUCCCCCAGCCAGGCUGAUGGCCAGGAGCAGCUCUUCCACCUCACUGACAACAUCCACUCAGAGUUCUUCAUCGCAGUGGAGCCCAUAGACUCCUACUGUGUGCUCAUCUCCUCCAAGGUGGUGUACUUCUUGAAACCUGGUGACUUUGUAGACCGUGAAGCCAUCUUCCUGGAGGUCAAGUACGAUGACCUCUACCACUGUCUGGUCUCCAAGGACCAUGGAAAGGUGUAUGUGCAGCUCACCAAGAAGGCGGAGGGCACUAGCAGUGGGGUGGCCAUCCCAGGCCCCUCCCACCAGAAGCCUAUGGUUCAUGUAAAGAGUGAGAAUCUUGCUGUGAAAAUCUCUCAAGAAAUCAACUAUGCCAAGAGCCUUUACUACGAACAGCAGCUCAUGCUGCCUCCCAACGAGGACGAAGACUGCUUGCUAUUAGAGUCCUAACCAGACCUUAACUAGCCAUGAAGGUGGACUUGUCAGGAUAUAGUUUGAGGAUAUCUGCACUUACUACUUGCUUUUGAUACCCCUAAGGAGGGAUAUAUUGCCCAAUCCUCAUCCUCAAAGCCACAAAUAAAAGUUGUCCACUUCUUGUUAGGCAGACAAGUGGACACAGCAGACUCUGUAAGCAGGUGUCUGAGUGCUUUUGGUGAGGUCGCAGAUUAGUUUGAGUAACUUUUGGGGUCAGGAUUGAGCACCCGUGCACUUGGUAGAAGAACAUAGUGUGAGGGUUUGAUAUCCCAAGAAGCACAUUUAAAUAACAAUACAUAUGCAAACGUGUUUUAAUGCAUUCUGUACAUUUACAAGAUUAUGACAGAUUAUUUUGUUUUACAAAGAUGUUUAUAAAACGAUCAAUAUACGUUGAUGUAGAUAUACACAUCCCAAGUAGUGUUAAAUAUGUUUGUUAAUAGACACUUAUGUACAUAUAUAGCUACAUACCAAUAUAACACUAUCCAACUAUGUACAUAUCAGUUGUGAAGUAUGAAAAAGAGAAGAAAAAAUAGAUACUGAGGUUGAUGUGAAAUGCUGUACAAAACUGCCUUUAAAAAUGUCUUUAUAUUGUGUAUAAAAGUAUUUUUCCUGGUUGAAGACACUGAAUUAAUUGCACUGACACUGGGGUGGGCUAAGCAGACAUCCCUUGUCCCCUACCCACCCCGAUCACAGUAACGCGACCAUGGGAGAUGCCACUCUUAUCUUUAGCCUUUUACAAUCAUGGACCUCACUCUGGAAUCACUCUACUUUUUAUUUAAUGACUUUUUUUACCAGUGUCCUUUUUAACAAAUUUGCACCAGAGAGCUACCGGAUUGGUGGUUGGUAUGCUUCCUUGAACCAGACCUGGUCCAAUAGCUUUUGAUUUCAGUCAAAUACUUCUUGCUGGUUUGAUUUGUUUUUGUUGUGCAAUAUUCCAUUGCUCCAUUGGUUGAUCAAACCAAAGUAUUUAAUCAAAAUCAUAUUUGGAUCUAGGUCUGCUCUAAAGAUAGGAAUUUGACUGUGAUGGAAUGGAGCCUAAUAUCCCAAAGCUAGUCACAUUUGGGAAACAUGAGCAUUUACCUUGUGAAAGAGUACAAAAUUAAUUAUCUAUUGCCUAAAAUAAAGCACCACAACUGCAAUACUAAUUUAUGUGUGUGUGCUAACUCUAUCCAUCUUUAUCUAGCGCUAUCGCUGCUGGUGUACAAACUCCUGCCUUCCUCAUCAAUCUUCUGGAGUGGCAGACCAGACUAGGCAUGGGGUCUCCCCCCUACUGGAGGGCUACGCCUGCCCUCGUUAGUUCCCCCAGACCUCCUGCUCUGCAUUCUGAUGGAUGAAUCACU